GAUGAAGGUCUUAAGCAUGAUGAAUCUUUUUUUCUUUUUCCCUUUCUUGUUAACCAUAACCAGCGCUCUAUCCCCUUCCCCCGCUGUCAUUAUUGUUGGCGCUGGAAUGUCAGGCAUUUCAGCAGCAAAACGACUCCAUGAUGCUGGGAUCAAAGAUAUCCUAAUACUAGAGGCAACAAACAGAAUUGGUGGUAGAAUUAAAAAGACUAACUUUGCAGGCUAUACAGUUGAGAUGGGAGCAAAUUGGCUUCAUGGACUAGGAGGUCCCAAGAGGAAUCCACUCUAUGAAAUGUCCAAGCAAAUCCAUCUUAAGAAAUUCUUCUCCGACUUCAGCAAUAUCUCAUUCAACACCUAUAAACAAGAGGGUGGAUUGUACAAAGAUGACGAGGUAGAUGCAGCGAUUGAGAAAGUUGAUGAAACAUUAGAUUAUGGUGAAAAAUAUUCCAACUUGUUAAAUUUGGAGAAGAAUAAAGAAGAUGAUAUGUCCAUUUUGGCUCUUGAACGUCUUCGUAAGACAGAUCCAAGAACUAGGCUUGAAAAAAUGAUAGAUUUCUUCACCUUUGAUGGAGAACAAUCGGAGGCCCCAAGAAUUUCAAGCUUAAAACAUGUAUUACCACUUUCUGAGUCCGAACAAUUAACUACUCUAUUCGGUGAAAAUGCUUACUUUGUGGCUGAUUCAAGAGGCUUUGAGAGUUUGGUCCAUCUUAUUGCCAAACAAUUCCUCUCCUACAAAAAUGGUGCUAUCAGUGAUCCUAGGCUCAAGUUCAAUCAGGUUGUAAGAGAGAUUGAUCAGUCAAAAGGUGGAGUAACGGUUAAAACGGAAAAUGGCAUGAAGUACAAAGCCGAGCUUGUUAUAAUGUCCCCUAGUAUUGGUGUCUUACAAAGUGAUCUUAUCAGCUUCAGACCACAACUUCCUGUAAGCUUUGGGAUCCCUUUAGUACCUUCAACUUGUCAAGAUUUCUCCUUACCUUAUAAAAAGAAGCUAUGGAAAAGACGUGCAAUCUCAGACUUUAACAUCGGAAUCUAUACCAAAAUCUUCCUCAAGUUUCCUCGUGCAUUCUGGCCUACUGGAAAUGGCACUGAAUUUUUCCUCUACGUUCAUGAAAGACGAGGAUAUUAUGGAAUUUGGCAGCACUUGGAGAAUGAGUAUCCAGGAUCGAACAUUAUGUUUGCAACAGCAACAGAUGACGAAUCCAUAAGAGUGGAGCAACAAUCUGAUGAAGAAACGAAAGCAGAAGCAAUGGAAGUUUUGAGGAAAAUGUUUGGAAAGAAUAUCCCUGAAGCAACUCAUAUAAUGAUUCCUCGAUGGAAAUCUGACAGAUUUUACCGAGGUUGCUUCACAAAUUGGCCUGUUGGCUAUCCUCAAAAGCGUCAUGACCAGUUGCGAGCUCCGAUUGGUAAAAUCUACUUCACAGGGGAGCAUACACACCCCCAAUUAUAUGGAUAUGCAGAUGGUGCAUAUUUUGCAGGUGCUGAUACAGCAAAAGAUGCAAUUCAAUGCCUGAAGAAUAAAAUUUGCAGAGCUCAAGAUCUUGUAUUUUAUGAACAAAUAAAACAUGUUGAAGUUGAUUGUCAUUUUGUGCGUGAUGCUAUCACUGAAGGUCUUAUAUCUCCAUCAUAUGUGUCUGGCAAAGCACAAUUAGCUAAUAAUUUUACUAAGGCUCUAGGCAAGCCUCGGUUUUUCUUGGACAUUGUGGAACAUUCUCAUGCUUCGACUUGA
Messenger RNA from Beta vulgaris subsp. vulgaris (sugar beet), 1720 nucleotides. RefSeq names its product polyamine oxidase 1. The record is from RefSeq and is a predicted model, not a curated record. Gene Ontology annotation, molecular function: oxidoreductase activity. The transcript has 13 exons. The coding region runs from base 2 to 1720 and encodes 572 amino acids. NCBI's taxonomy places the organism in Eukaryota, Viridiplantae, Streptophyta, Magnoliopsida, Caryophyllales, Amaranthaceae.